GGAGAGGGAAAACAAUCUGACCGACUUCACAUCGCAAGGAACUGCCGGAGAAGCGCGUUUGUGCGGACUUUAAAAGGACAAGCUUACUUCUUUUUAAAACAUUCUCUGAGCACUGAAGUGGGAGGACACCAACAAAUUGUAAUGCUGAAAUAUGAGAGAACGGCACCGGGGCGUGUGAAGGCACAUGGGAAAGGACUGGUCGUGUUCUCUAGGCUGUAAACAUAGAGGUUUUUUUCUUUGCUUGGAAGUGCAUUUGGUUAAGAGUGAUGAUUACAACAACUUUGGGCCUGAGCGAAGCUCUGCACACCUAUAACUCCAACCAACCAAAAUGGAUUAGUAGACGGAAAGGACUCUAGAGACAGGCUGUUGCGUUUCAGUUAUAUUUUCAUCAGACUAAGUAGAGUCCACCUCAUUGAGAGGAGAGAGACCAUAUCCAGAAGUAGCUCGCUUACUGAAACCAAAAUGUUGCAGUUGUCUUUGACAGCUUUGAGUCUUUGGUGGACCUUUUUCAUGUGCAACGUGGGCAUAAGUUGCGCGCAAGAAAGACAGGGUUACCUGGUUGCUGCUCCCUCUGUGUUUCGAGCAGGUGUGGAGGAGAGCGUGAGUGUAACCCUUUUCAAUGUAAAGUCAGAAACGCGUGUCCAGGUGCAGCUGUUGGUGAAGGGACAGACGGUUGCUCACAGCCAUGGCUCGGUGCUCGAUAAGGGGACCAUCACACUGAAGGUUCCCUCUGGGCUAAGAGGUCAGGCCCAUCUGAAGGUCUGGGGGAACCGUCACCUCACAGAAGGAGGCUACAUUUUCCACAACUACACCACUGUCACUGUGGAGAGCAAGGGUGCAGCUGUCUUCAUCCAGACUGACAAACCCAUCUACAAACCCAAACAUAAAGUGCUCAUCAAUGUUUACACAGUCACACCAGACAUGAGGCCAGUAAAUGAAAAGAUCGAGGCAUAUGUUUUGGAUCCAAGAGGAUCCAGGAUGGUCCAGUGGAAGGGGCUUAAAUCUGUCUGUUGUGGGAUUGUGAACAUGAGUUUUCCUCUUUCUGACCAGCCUGUGUUUGGCGAGUGGUUUAUCUUUGUACAGGUCCAAGGCCACACCUACAACAAGUCAUUUGAAGUGCAGAAAUACGUGAUGCCCAGGUUUGAGUUGGUGAUUGAUCCACCACGUUACAUCCGUGAUCUCAGCUCAUGCGAGCAGGUCACUGUCACGGCCAGGUACACUUUUGGGAAACCAGUGACAGGGAAGUUGACAGUUAAUAUGACUGUAAAUGGUGUUGGCUAUUACCACCAUGAGAUGGGCCAUCCUGUAAUUAAAACCAUGGAGAUCAAAGGUUCUGCAAAUUUCAGUCUGUGUGUCAAAGAGAUGAUGCCAUUGGACGUUGCGGAUCACUUCAGGGGGACAGUUAGCAUUUGGGCAUCAGUGGCCAGCAUCGAUGGGAGCAGGCAAACUACAUUUGAUGAUUCUACACCAGUUCAUAAACAGCUCAUUGACAUCAAGUAUUCGAAGGACACUCGCAAACAGUUCAAGCCUGGUCUACCUUACAAAGGGAAAAUUGAAGUUUCCUAUCCUGAUGGGAGCCCAGCUGAUGGGGUGAAGGUGCGUGUUAAGGCAGAGCUGAGUCCAAAGGACAAUGUCUACACCAGUGAGCUGAUCUCCAAAGAUGGCCAAGUCACCUUUGAGAUACCCUCCAUCCCUACAGCUGCUCAGUACGUCUGGCUUGAGACCAAGGUGACAUCUAUUGAUAGUAGAGCAGUGGGAGACCAGUACUUGCCAAACUACUUGUCCAUUAGUAGUUGGUACUCGCCAAGUAGGUGUCACAUCCAGAUCCAGAACCCCAGCACUCCUCUCAAGGUUGGCCAAGAUGCCGAAGUGGCCCUUAAAUCUACUUGUCCCUGUAAUUUUACCAUGCACUAUGAGGUAGCAUCCAGGGGGAACAUCAUCCUAUCAGGCAAACAGCUGGCCAACUUCACAACUUCGCACAGAGGAAAAAGAGCAACAAUCACCUUUGAUAAGAACAUUCACACCACCCGUCUCCCUCCUUCUGCAUCAGGUGUUGCAGGCUCUUCCUCCCAGGUCGAGAUGGACACGUGUGUGUCUUAUCUGCAUUUUCCCGUUAGUCACAACAUGGCGCCUCUCAGCCGUCUGCUGGUCUACUAUGUGAGAGAAAAUGGUGAGGGGGUCACAGACAGUUUGCAGAUCUCGGUGCAGCCCAAGUUUGAGAACCAGGUUUCGGUUUCUCUGUCAUCUAAUGAGUCAAUGCCAGGGGACCCAGUGACGCUGCAUGUCCAGGCUGAGAGGGGCUCCUGUGUUUGUGUGGCCACUGUGGAUAAAAGUCUUUACCUGUUAAAGCCUGACUUUCAGCUCAGUCCUGACAAGGUGUUUAAAGAGCUGGCAGAAUUUGAUGUUUCGGAAGUCUUCGGCAUUCCUAAAGAUGAUGGACACUUCUGGUGGCCUGGACUGUCAUCAAAGAGACGCAGGAGAUCCUCUGUGUUCCCGUGGCACUGGGACAUCACUAAAGAUGCACGCUUUGCUUUCACUGAAACUGGGCUGGUGGUGAUGACAGAUAUGGUGAGUUUAAACCAUCGGCAGAGCGGAGGCAUGUACACGGAUGAGGCUGUUCCUGCCUUUCAGCCGCACACCUCCACUUUGGUGGCUGCCAUGCACUCCCUUCCUACAACCAGAGCAGAGAGGCGGAGGCGGACAUUUUUCCCAGAGACCUGGGUGUGGCACUGCCUCAAUGUCAGCUCUGACACUGGGGAAGCUGACCUUCAGCUGGAUGUGCCGGAUUCAAUCACCACAUGGGUCGCAGAAGCCGUUGGCCUGUCUGAAGAGAAGGGACUGGGUUUAGCAAAGAGAGCUGAGCUUCGUACCUUCAAGCCCUUCUUUGUUGACUUCACACUGCCCUACAGCUUGAUCCGAGGGGAGCAGACCAAAGUUCCCCUCACUGUUUACAACUACCUGCCUACCUGCUCUGAGGUUCAUGUGAAAGUGUCCGUUCCAAAGGGCAUCAAGUUUAUUGGCCAUCCUGGAAAGCACCACCUUACCAGAAAGAAGUGUGUUGCUCCAGGGGAGGCUACUCCUACAUCCAUUGUGUUGUCUUUCACUGAACUGGGAACUGUUAACAUCACAGCCCGUGCUAUUGCCUAUAGUACACCAAGCUGUUGUUCAGAUGGAUUCCUGAUGGGCAAAACAGGAAAUGAUAUUGAUGAAAGGAGACUCUCAGCUGGCCUUGACUAUGUCCGCAGGACUGUUUUAGUGGAGCCAGAAGGCCUUCCCAGAGAAUACACUUACAGUGUUUUCUUUUGUCCCAAUGAGAGGAUUCACAUUUCCACCCCUAACAAGUACGAGUAUCAGUAUGUCAAAAAACCAGCCAAGAUGAACCAGUUCGAGGUGGCAGUGAAGACCCACAACGAUGCCCAUAUCGCCCUCUCUGCCAGUCCCCACGACAGUGCAGAAAUGCUUGAGAUAGUUCUUGGUGGAAGGCAGAACACCCGUUCCUGGAUUUCCAUUGGAAAAAUGGGCGAACCCCUGCUCAGUGUCCCUACACCGGGUAUCCUGUCCUGGGAUGAGUUUCGCAGUUUCUGGAUCAGUUGGACUGGAGGCACAGUGCAGGUUGGCUAUGGUGUACAUCCAUCCAAUGAAUCCAUCAUCCUCCAAUGGGCAGGCCAAUUCCUGGGACAGGUGCAACACAUUGGCUUUUCAACAGGCUGGGGCUCAGUGGGGGAGUUUAAAAUCUGGAGGAAGGAAGAUUCUGACGACAAUCACAAUGAAGCCUUCACACUAGCAGUCCCACAGAACAUGGUGCCUGGAUCCGAAAGAGCCACUGCAUUUAUGAUCGGGGAUGUCAUGGGACCAACUUUAAAUAACCUGGACAAGCUGUUAAGGCUGCCCUUUGGUUGCGGUGAGCAAAACAUGAUCCACUUUGCCCCGAACGUCUUUGUUCUGAAGUACUUGCAAACGACCAAGCAGCUCAGUCCUGAGGUGGAGAACGAAGCAACUGACUAUCUGCUUCAAGGCUACCAGAGACAACUGACCUACAAACGGCAGGAUGGAUCAUAUAGUGCCUUUGGCGAAAGGGAUUCCUCUGGCAGUAUGUGGUUGACAGCGUUUGUGCUGAAGUCUUUCGCUCAGUCUCGGGGCUUCAUUUUUAUUGAUCCUGAGGAGCUCCGUGCAGCCAAGUCUUGGCUCAUCAAACAUCAGCGAGAUGACGGAUCCUUCCCUGCUAUGGGACGCAUCCUCAACAAAGACCUGCAGGGAGGGAUCCAUGGGAAGAUUUCACUUACAGCUUAUGUAGUAGCAGCUCUGUUGGAAACAGGGAUAGCCACAGAGGAGGAGAAGGUGGCAGUGGCCAAAGCCAAGGACUUUUUGGAGAGCAACACAUACUCUGCUGACGAUCCUUACACCACUGCCCUGUCUGCAUAUGCCUUGGCUCUACUACGCAGCCCUUAUGGCCCACUGGCUCUGCGGCGCCUCAAUCACAUGGCCAUCACACAAGAUGGACUCACCCACUGGAGUCUGACUGGCAGCACUGUGACUGAUGAAGACACUUUCAUGGGCUUCAGUGAUGGCCUCUCUCAGUCAGUGGUGUCAGCAGAGGUGGAGAUGACAGCUUAUGGUCUUCUGACCUACACCCUGCUGGGGGAUGUGGCUUCUGCUUUGCCUGUGGUCAAAUGGCUCUCCCAACAAAGGAAUGCCUUGGGUGGCUUCUCUUCCACACAGGACACAUGUGUGGCUCUUCAUGCUCUGUCAGAAUACGCCAUCCUGUCCUAUGUAGGAGGGGUAAAUCUCACCAUCUCACUGGCCUCCACCAACCUGGACUUCCAGGAGUCCUUUGAACUAAACAGGGACAACAAGAAACUCCUUCAAAGCGCCAAGAUCCCUAGUAUCCCCACAGGCCUUUUUGUCAGCGCUAAAGGAGAAGGCUGCUGUCUCAUGCAGAUUGAUGUGUCAUAUAACGUACCUGACCCAGUAUCUAAGCCAGCUUUCCAGCUGAAGGUGGAUCUGAAAGAGCCUUUUCAAGAGCAACAGCUGCAGGCCUCUUCCUCCGCUUCCCGAGUUUCUGCUUCCCGCUCACGGAGCAGAGCCGACAACCGCUCUGAACUGAACCGGAAGCGGCGGGCACCCAUUGAUGAUGAUGACCCAUCAGCACACCAGGACAAAAUGGACUUUCACAUCUCCUUAGAAGUUUGUGCCAGGUGGCUACAUUCAGGAUCUUCCAACAUGGCAGUCAUAGAGGUGCCCAUGAUUUCUGGCUUCCGAGCAGAUGUUGAAAGUUUGGAGAGGCUGCUGAUGGACAAGAGAGUGGGUCUAAAGAGAUACGAGCUGAAUGGGAGAAAAGUCUUGUUCUACUUUGAUGAGAUUUCCAGCCAGUGUAUGACGUGUGUAGCCUUCCAAGCUGUCAGGGAGUACAUUGUGGGCAAGACUGCACCUGUUCCUGUCAAGAUCUAUGACUACUAUGAACCAGCCUUUGAAGCCACCCGGUUCUACAACGUCAGCGAGAGCAGUCCACUUGCACGAGAGCUGUGCGAUGGACCUACUUGCAAUGAGGUUGAGAGUUCUACCAAUCAGUGGACAGGUUUUGUGCAGGCAAACCAAUGCAACAAUGUGUUUGGAUGUUUGGAAGAAGAGCAGUUUGAGCGUUGCACAUGCUACAGAGACUGUGGCUACGAUGGGGAGCCUGUUUGCGGGUCAGAUGGGCAGCUCUACCAGAACCAGUGUCAGAUGGAGGUGUUUGCCUGUCGAAAUGGGACGCGCAUCAAGCAGGUUCCUCUGUCCCAGUGUUCACACAUGGAGACCACAGAGGACAGUCAACCAAUAAUGAGCCAGGAAACUGAGCAGCCCUCAGUGCCUGUACACACAGGUGAAGAGGAACAGGGCUCCAUGGCGGAAGUGUCCUAUUACUCCUAUGAAUAUGACUCAGAUUCUCAGCCUUUCCUUGCUGAUGCAGACGGAGGAAACCAUUUUGAUGUGCCUGAAGGUGGGGGCACUGUGGAGCAAAGGGUGAUCCUACCAGCAGAUACCCAGCUACCUAUAAUGGACACAAAAAGCACCCCAGAGCGAUGAAUCGUCCACUGGGUGAAGCCAUAUCCACCUCCUCCAAAUUGUAACAUAUUUGUGAAUAUGCUUGUGAAUGGAAAGAGAGGAUCUUGGACCUGCAGAAUGAGUGUGCAAGUUUUUGUUAUUAGGUGAUAAGAUUCAGAGUGGAUGCCUUUUAUCAUGUAUGUGUGUAUUUGAGAAUUUGUGUGUAGUUGAGUGUGAAUGUAUCUGUUUAUUAUUAAGCUAGAAUCUGGACUUGUGUCUUUCUUUAGAGUCCUAGUCAUCAAUGAGCACCAUAGCAUCUGUGUUAUUCACUGUGCUGCCUUUUAUAAUCACUAAAAGAAAUAAUCAAGUAUUUAUGUUUGUAAUUACACAUAUUAAGCAAAAUAUUUUGUUAUAUUUUCUAUCUGUGGUAUUUAUUUGUAGCUAGAGGUCAUAUCAGUUUUUUACAUAUAUAUUUUUAAGUCAUCACCCACCCAUACAGCCUAAUGAGGCAUUCUGUUCUUCCAUAGCAAGCUUUAACUCAAUUACUGACAAGUCUGAUGAAAUUCCUGUGCUGGUAUCCUGCUGGGAAAAAAAGACAUAUGUUUACCAUAUCCUUUACAGAAACAUAAGCUGAAAUGUUUUUCAUUUAUAAGAUUUUUUUAUAUAUAUUUGUACUUGUUAGACAGCACAGUUAAAACAGGAAACAUAAGUUAGGAGAGCAGCAUGGUUGUGCAGCAAAGGUCCCUACCAUUUCAAACCUGAGACUUUCCACUUACAGACAAGGUGCGUUCCCACCACUGGUUCCUCUGGACUCCCAUCUGCAUCUGAAUCUAAUAAAACCCCAUCAUCUGCUCUCACCAUUCACCUACUUUGAGAUUUGAUUGUACAGUUCAUAAGCUAUUGUGUUUUUGUUCCAUUUUGAUUCGUGAAGCAAUUGAGUUUAAAAAGAGAAAAGUUAAGUUUUUAAAUUUCUGUAGAUGUACCAAAUUGGAUUAAAUGUAAUCUUGAUUCAUAUCAAAUAUUGUGAUUUUUUUAAACAUGACAAUAAAAUUUCCAUCCAA
Molecule: messenger RNA, 7082 nt
Organism: Melanotaenia boesemani (Boeseman's rainbowfish)
Lineage: Eukaryota; Metazoa; Chordata; Actinopteri; Atheriniformes; Melanotaeniidae
Gene: cpamd8
Product: C3 and PZP like alpha-2-macroglobulin domain containing 8
Exons: 44
Coding region: 463-6063 (1866 amino acids)
Cellular component (GO): extracellular region
Molecular function (GO): protein binding; endopeptidase inhibitor activity
Source: RefSeq, a predicted model, not a curated record